Messenger RNA from Vanessa atalanta (red admiral), 629 nucleotides. It is a transcript of the gene RpS27A, whose product is annotated as ubiquitin-40S ribosomal protein S27a. The coding region runs from base 88 to 555 and encodes 155 amino acids. The transcript is spliced from 4 exons. Gene Ontology annotation, biological process: protein ubiquitination; translation; modification-dependent protein catabolic process. Gene Ontology annotation, cellular component: ribosome; nucleus; cytoplasm. NCBI's taxonomy places the organism in Eukaryota, Metazoa, Arthropoda, Insecta, Lepidoptera, Nymphalidae. Gene Ontology annotation, molecular function: protein tag activity; structural constituent of ribosome; ubiquitin protein ligase binding. The record is from RefSeq and is a predicted model, not a curated record.
GUUUUGCAUGUUAUCCCGAUGUUGUCUAUGCUACUCUGUGUCAAACUUCCUUUUCCUUGUGGCAUGGUGUCGGCAUAAGAAUCCAAGAUGCAGAUUUUCGUGAAGACCCUCACGGGCAAGACCAUCACCCUUGAGGUCGAGCCUUCUGAUACCAUCGAAAAUGUAAAGGCUAAAAUUCAAGACAAAGAGGGAAUUCCCCCAGACCAGCAGAGAUUGAUCUUUGCCGGCAAGCAGCUGGAAGAUGGUAGAACACUAUCUGACUACAACAUCCAGAAAGAGUCCACACUUCACUUGGUGCUGAGACUGCGUGGUGGUGCGAAGAAACGCAAGAAGAAGAAUUACUCCACCCCCAAGAAGAUCAAGCACAAGAAGAAGAAGGUCAAACUAGCAGUACUUAGGUUUUACAAGGUGGACGAGAACGGCAAGAUCCACCGCCUGCGGCGCGAGUGCACGGGCGAGCAGUGCGGCGCCGGCGUGUUCAUGGCCGUCAUGGAGGACCGCCACUACUGCGGCAAGUGCCACUCCACCAUGGUGUUCAAGGACGACGACAAAUGAACCGCCUAGUCUUAAGUCGCUCCGACUGCUGUGUAUGAUGGAUUUGUAAUAAAUCUUGACACAGUGUCAGAGUA